Molecule: messenger RNA, 2982 nt
Organism: Paramisgurnus dabryanus
Lineage: Eukaryota; Metazoa; Chordata; Actinopteri; Cypriniformes; Cobitidae
Gene: best2
Product: bestrophin 2
Molecular function (GO): chloride channel activity
Source: RefSeq, a predicted model, not a curated record
AUGACGGUCACUUACACCGCCAGAGUGGCCAAUGCGCGUUUCUGUGGCUUCUCCAAACUGCUGCUGGUGUGGAAGGGAAGCAUCUAUAAAGUCCUUUACAAAGAGUUUCUGGCUUUCUUCGCCCUCUACACGGCUAUCAGUCUCACAUACAGAUUUCUCCUUUUGGAUGAUCAGAAGAGAUACUUUGAAAAGCUUUCCAUGUACUGCAACCACUACGCCAGCCUUAUCCCAAUGUCUUUUGUAUUAGGGUUUUACGUAACGUUAAUAGUGAACCGAUGGUGGAGUCAGUACACCUCCAUUCCGCUGCCGGACCGGAUCAUGUGCACGCUCUCGGGGGGCGUGCAGGGCGGGGACGAGCGCGGCAGAUUGCUGCGACGCACGCUGAUGCGCUACGCGAGUUUGUCCGCGAUCCUCAUUCUGCGCUCCGUCAGCACAGCCGCAUUCAAGAGAUUCCCGACAAUGGAUCAUGUUGUUGAAGCAGGUUUUAUGACAAGAGAGGAGCGUAAGAAGUUUGAGAGCUUGCACUCGCCCUAUAAUAAGUACUGGGUGCCUUGUGUGUGGUUCACAAACCUGACCGCAGUCGCUCGAUGUGAGGGCAGAAUUAAAGAUGAUAACACUUACAAACUCCUACUGGAGGAGUUGAAUGAUUUCAGAGGAAAAUGCAGCAUGCUUUUUCACUAUGACAUGAUCAGUGUACCAUUGGUCUAUACACAGGUUGUGACUCUGGCAGUGUACAGUUUCUUCCUGGUGUGUCUGAUUGGUCGUCAGUUUCUUGACCCUAGUCAGGGUUAUCCUGGCCACGACCUUGACCUCUACGUUCCAGUCUUUACCCUUCUGCAGUUCUUCUUCUAUGCUGGCUGGUUGAAGGUGGCAGAGCAACUCAUAAAUCCAUUUGGAGAGGAUGAUGAUGAUUUUGAGACCAACUGGCUUAUUGAUAGAAACUUCCAGGUGUCUAUGAUGGCAGUAGAUGAGAUGUAUGGAGAUUUGCCCAUGAUGGAGAGAGAUCUGUACUGGAAUGACUCGAACCCUCGACCGCCGUACACCGCUGCCACACUCUUCGUGCUGCGCAAACCCUCUUUCCAGGGCUCCACCUUCGAUAUGACAGUCCCUAAAGAGGAGAUGCAUUUCCAGCCUUUGGAGGACAUCGCUGAGAACCGGGAGCAGUCAGCGUUACGAAAUCGCAAUCUAGCUCUUUUCAACCGCCUGCUGAGCACUGCUCCAUCCCCAACAGGAUUCAUGAGCGGAGCCUUGCGUCGUACCUCCGCCCAACUACACCGAUUGACACGUCCCGCUAGCCACGAUCCUUCCUUUUCAGAGGAAGAUGAGGAGAAGGAGAAGAGCAUGGAGAAAAGUUUAGAAACGGCUGCUUCAACACCUUCUGGACUCGGGUUGGACACCACCCAGAGCACCACCUGCAGUUGUGGAGGCACCUGUCCUCCAUUGUCGACUGUGAUGAUACACCAGGAAAGAGGAGAUGGAAGAAGUGAAGACGAGAGGGGCUUCAAGAAUAGUGAGGAAGGGAACAAAGAUGCGAUGAGAUCAGUUGUGCCAAAAAUACCACCACCCACAUUGCAGACGCCAACCGGGAGACAUCAUCAGUCGGCCAAAACAGCCCGCCAAAGUCUUCUUCUCACCCUGGACCAGGUGAAGCCUCACCUCGACUCUUUAAGUGCCACCAACCGUUCUGUGCCAGACUUCUUCUCUUUUCAGCUUAUCAGUGAUAAAGUCAUGACCCCAAAUGUGAAAGCAGAAUCUGGUUUGUCUUUGCUGACUGUACCAUCGCUUGAAGUCUCGGCCUUCACCAAGAAUUCUGAAGGAGAGCGAAUGGUGGUAGAUUAAAAAUGGCCACCUUCCAAUGUCCAAACUGAAGGUGUAAUGGUCGGGUCAGAGGUCACAGGGUCAGUCGGCAAGGUUGAGGAGUGACCCAGUGUACUUUAAUUCUUCUACAUGCUUUUUUAUAUAUUUUUAUAUUUACAAGUCAAAGGUUUGGAUACACAUAAACUGAAGUUUUUUAUAAUCUUAAAAGCAUUUUUUUAAAGGGGACAUAUCAUGAAAAUCUGACUUUUCCAUGCUUCUAUUAACCUAAAAAAAUGUGAAAAAGACCCAGUAACUUUACAGUAAAGUUUUGGUAACAAGCAUGUCAAAAAAAGUAUAUAGAAAUGUGGCUCCCUUGUGAUGUCAUAAGGAGACCUUAUUAUAAUAAUACCACCCCUUUAUCUGCAUUAUCCAACCACAACACUGCCAUUUAGUGCAGAGAGAAAGAAAAACAUUGGCAGCACAAUUGAGUUUCAAUAUCAACAAACCACCAUCAUUGCGAUCAGUGAUUGCAUUUCAUCAGCUCAUUUGCAUUUUAAAGGACACCCCACCAAAAAACAGCACAUUUUUGCUCACACCAACAAAGUGUCAAUUUUAACAUGUUAUAAUAAAUUAUCUGUGGAGUAUUUUGAGCUAAAACUUAUAUAUACGUACUUUGGGGACAUCAAAGAUUUGUUUUACAUCUAUAAAAAGUCUCGUGAAUUGUCUACUUUAAGUGAAGUAUACAAAAUAAUGCAUAACUAUUGACUUCUCAGAAAUGCUACAUUUAUCAGAUAAUUUGAUUAUACAUUUAAACUAUUUUUAGAUCUUAAAAUGAAAAUAUAGUAUUAAAAACGAUUGUGAGAAGAAUGAAUGUCUGGGGUCUGAAUGUCUAGAUAAAAUAGCAACAGUGGCACAUAAGCAGUAAGUCUACCCGAUACAUUUUCUAUAUAAAAAAAUAUAUUUUUAGAUUUCAAUAAGAACAUGUCAGUAAGAUACUAUGAUAGGCAAUGUUUUUGGACAUAAUCAUCAUCAGAAGUGAACGCUAAUUGUAGCAUACUCCAAACUGUCCACAAGGUGGCACUGUUGUAUCAUUUUGUUCGUCUGGCCUUGCGAUUGGUUACGAAAGAAAGCGCAAAAUAAACUGCACUGGAUAUAAAGUCAGCUCUAUACAUCAUGAUUUUGUGA